Emericellopsis cladophorae is the source of this 1836-nucleotide messenger RNA. RefSeq names its product D-lactate dehydrogenase [cytochrome]-like protein. Gene Ontology annotation, cellular component: mitochondrion. Lineage: Eukaryota; Fungi; Ascomycota; Sordariomycetes; Hypocreales; Bionectriaceae. The record is from RefSeq and is a predicted model, not a curated record. Gene Ontology annotation, molecular function: D-lactate dehydrogenase (cytochrome) activity; FAD binding; D-lactate dehydrogenase (NAD+) activity. The transcript has a single exon. Gene Ontology annotation, biological process: lactate catabolic process. Bases 1 to 1836 code for a protein of 611 amino acids.
AUGAUGGCUCGACUCCAUUGCCAUGUCCCGGCCAGCGCCGUCCGCAGCUGGCGUGGCGCCUCGCUCGCCCCGUCCACAUGCCCAUCCUCUGCCACCCGAACCUACGCCACCGAGAUCGAGCCCGAGCGCCCACGUCCUCCCCGCCAGGCCAACGACCACAAGCUCGGCCGCUCCUUUCAGGGGCAGGUCAUGGGCUCCAUCUCCCAGCGUCUCAACCGCGAGAAGGAGCAGCGCGCACGAUACGAGGAGUGGCGCAAGCAGGUUGAUCCCGCGCGCAACUGGUCCACCACCUUUAUGUUUGUGGCCUCGAUCGGCAUCGCGUACUGGGCGGGCACCUACUGGGAGCGCAACCCGGACACGACGUCGACGACGCCCCUGUCGCAGGCGCCCGGCGUGAGCCACGACACCAGGCUGGAGAACAUGCAGGCCGCCUGGGCCGACUUUGUCAAGCUCGUCGGCAAAGACAAUGUGAGCACGGUGGAGGAUGACCUGUCGGCGCACGCGACGAGCGACUGGUCCUCGCACAAGGCUGGGCCGGACGAGAGGCCCUUUUGCGUCGUGUACCCGGCCACGACCGAGGAGGUGUCGGAGAUUAUGAAGGUGUGCCACAAGAGGAAGAUCCCCGUGGUCGGCUACAGCGGCGGGACGAGCCUCGAGGGCCACUUUACCCCCACGAGGCAGGGCAUCUCGGUGGAUUUUGGCCGGAUGGACAAGAUAAUCACGCUGCACAAGGAGGACCUCGAUGUCAUCGUCCAGCCGGCCGUCGGGUGGGAGCAUCUGAACGAGGAGCUCUCCAAGGACGGCCUGUUCUUCCCGCCCGACCCAGGCCCGGGCGCCAUGAUCGGAGGCAUGAUCGGCACCGGCUGCUCCGGCACCAACGCGUACCGGUACGGCACGAUGCGGGAGUGGGUGAUUAGCAUCACGGCGGUCCUAGCCGACGGUACCAUCAUCAAGACGCGGCAGCGCCCGCGCAAGAGCUCGGCGGGCUACGACCUGACCAAGCUGCUCAUCGGGUCCGAGGGCACCCUGGGUCUCGUGACCGAGGCGACGCUCAAGGUGACGACCAAGCCGGCCUCGACGAGCGUGGCCGUCGCAUCCUUCCCCUCGAUCCGACAGGCGGCCACGUGCGUCGCCAAGGUGGUCGGCGCGGGCAUCCCCGUCGCCGCGGUCGAGAUCCUCGACGAGAACCAGAUGAAGUGCAUCAACGAAGCGGGGAGCACGUCCCGCGCGUGGACGGAAGCGCCUACGCUCUUCUUCAAAUUUGCCGGCACGCCCAGCGGCGUCAAGGAGCAGGUGGCGCAGGUGCAGGCGCUGGCGAAGCAGGCGAGCAGCAAGACGUUUGAGUUUGCCCGGAACGAGGAGGAGAGGGACGAGCUAUGGAGCGCACGCAAGGAGGCACUCUGGAGCGCCAUGGCCGUCAAGAGGCCCGGCGACAGGGUGUGGACGGGCGACGUGGCCGUGCCCAUGAGCCGGCUGCCGGACCUCAUCGAGGCCACCAAGGAGGACCUCCGGCGGAGCGGUCUGUUCGGGACGAUUGUGGGCCACGUGGGCGACGGCAACUUUCACAGCAUCAUCAUCUACAGCGAGGCGCAGCGGCAAAAGGCUGAGACGGUGGUGCACCGCAUGGUGAAGAAGGCGGUCGAGAUGGAGGGCACUGUCACGGGCGAGCACGGCGUCGGCCUCGUCAAGAGGGACUACCUCGCGCACGAGCUGGGCGAGACGACGGUGGACGCGAUGCGGCAGAUCAAAAAGGCAUUUGACCCCCUGUGUCUGCUCAACUGCGACAAGGUGGUACGCAUGCAGAAGCCCAAGCGCGGUGAGGUCGAGGCGUGGUGA